AGGGUGGCCCUCAGUUUGGGGGAGGGAUUGAGGGCUUGGAGGAGCCCAGGUGGCCCCGAGCUGCGGGGUGGAGGCUGUAGCCUCUGGGAUAGGGGGCUUCUCGGGGCCAGGCCCAGGCCCCCGCCCCCCAGACCGAGCGAGCGAGCGAGCGAGCGAGGCUCUGAGGAAAGCAGCGGGGACAGCGAGCACCUCGGCCGAGCCCUUUAUCCCUCCCAGCGGCUUCACCCUUUCACUGCCAGGCCGACAGCGGGCUCCUCUCAAAGGAGCAGCUGCUAGACGGCUGGCAAAACAAUGGAGACCCCGCUUCCCCGACCCCCUCCCCGGGCGCAGAAGAUGGGGCAGCAAGGUGGGGUACGAGGGCCCUGUGCUAAGCACCCGUGAUCCUCCGGGGGUGCCCCCCCCAAAAGCAGUACCCCACCAUGUUUAACCUAAUGAAGAAAGAUAAGGACAAAGAUGGUGGGCGGAAGGAGAAGAAGGAGAAGAAGGAGAAGAAGGAGCGGAUGUCGGCAGCGGAGCUGCGGAGCCUGGAGGAGAUGAGCCUGCGUCGCGGAUUCUUCAAUCUGAACCGCGCCUCCAAGCGUGAGUCCAAGACACGCCUGGAAAUCUCCAACCCCAUCCCCAUCAAGGUGGCCAGUGGCUCCGACCUGCACCUGACCGACAUCGACUCCGACAGCAACAGGGGCAGUGUCAUCCUGGACUCGGGCCACCUGAGCACCGCCAGCUCCAGCGAUGACCUCAAGGGCGAGGAAGGCAGCUUCCGCGGCUCUGUGCUGCAGCGGGCAGCCAAGUUCGGCUCCCUGGCCAAGCAGAACUCACAGAUGAUUGUCAAACGCUUCUCCUUCUCCCAGCGGAGCCGGGAUGAGAGCGCCUCAGAAACCUCCACCCCCUCCGAGCACUCUGCGGCCCCAUCCCCGCAGGUGGAGGUGAGGACUCUCGAGGGACAGCUGGUGCAGCAUCCUGGCUCAGGCCUCCCUCGGCCAGGGCCCCGCUCCCGAGUCCCUGAGCUGGUGACUAAAAGGUUCCCGGCUGACCUGCGCUUGCCUCCCGUGGUGCCCUUGCCGCCGCCCGCCCUCCGGGAGCUGGAGCUGCAGCGGAGGCCCACUGGAGACUUCGGCUUCUCCCUGCGCCGCACGACCAUGCUGGAUCGGGGCCCCGAGGGCCAGGUCUACCGGAGGGUGGUUCACUUCGCUGAGCCCGGCGCAGGCACCAAGGACCUGGCCCUGGGGUUGGUGCCGGGUGACCGUCUGGUGGAGAUUAACGGGCACAACGUGGAGAGCAAGUCCAGGGAUGAGAUCGUGGAGAUGAUCCGGCAGUCUGGGGACAGCGUGCGGCUCAAGGUGCAACCCAUUCCAGAGCUCAGCGAGCUGAGCCGGAGCUGGUUGCGGAGUGGCGACGGACCCCGCAGGGAACCAGCUGAUGUUAAAGAGGAAGACAAAACUCUGCCGAAGCUUGGCCCUCCUGGCAAGGAGGAAGGGGCUCCAGAAGGCAGCUCAAAGGACAGCAGUGGCCCAUCUAGGAGUCCUCAGCCUCCCACCAGCCCUCUACCCUCAGAGACCUCCCAGAGAGCCACGAGCCCUGCACCCACACUCGCCAUGAAUGGCCCGGGGGCUGCCGCCGCAGAAGGCCCAAGCGAGGAGGCCCCGGGCCUGUCCCGGAAGAAAGUGGCAAAUGCAGUUAGGAAGGUGGUGAGCAAGGUGCUGCCUGGUGAGGAGCCUGGGAGUGCCAAGGAGCCUUUGAGCAGAGGGGUCAGAUCCCCCGAGCACCCAGCUCGAGGGAAGAGGGGAGAAAAGGCGGCUCCUGGUCCCAAGCCACCACCUCCUCCGCCUCCUCCGCCUCCCCCUGCCCCACCUAAGCCUGAAGCAAAGAAGGAGGCAGCCAAGGACGAGCUCUCUGUUGGUCUACGGAGCCUGAUGUCUCGGGGCAGGGGCAAGGACCACAAGCCCCGUGGCAGGCAGUCUCUGGGGAAGGGGAAGCCCUCCAGCCAGGAGCCAGGCUCCUCAGGGAAGCCAGGCUCCCCAGCCAAACCUGAAAUCCCAGAAAAGCAGUGCUCCCCAGCCCCACCAGGAGAGCUGGCGGCCCUAGGCUCCACUGGCCCGAAGUCGAACCUCCCUGGAUUGCAGCAGUCCAAGUCACCGGCCCCUGAUGUGCAGCAGGAGGCAGGAGCUGCCCCUGAGGUCCGGGUGACCCCCGCAGAGGAGGCCCAGCAGCGCCUUGAGAGGAUCUUCACAGCUUCUCUGGACCCUGAGACCGCCUCUCCUGCCCACAGCCAGGUGAAGACAGAAGAGCAGAUUGCAGUGGAGGAGGCCUGGUAUGAGACAGAGAAGGUGUGGCUGGUCCAUAAGGAUGGCUUCUCACUGGGCAGUCAGCUCAAAUCUGAGGAGCUCAGCUUGCCCGAAGGGAAGGUGCGCGUGAAGCUAGACCACGAUGGCGCCAUCUUGGACGUGGAUGAGGAUGAUGUGGAGAAGGCUAACGCUCCGUCCUGCGACCGUCUAGAAGAUCUGGCUUCGCUGGUGUACCUCAGUGAGUCCAGCGUCCUCCACACACUGCGCCAACGCUAUGGCGCUAGCCUGCUGCACACGUACGCUGGCCCCAGCCUGCUCGUCCUCAGCCCCCGGGGGGCCCCCGCUGUGUACUCCGAGAAGGUGAUGCACAUGUUCAAGGGGUGUCGGCGGGAGGACAUGGCACCCCACAUCUACGCCGUGGCCCAGACCGCGUACAGGGCAAUGCUGAUGAGCCGCCAGGACCAGUCUGUCAUCCUCCUGGGCAGCAGCGGCAGCGGCAAGACCACCAGCUGCCAGCACCUGGUGCAGUACCUGGCCACCAUCGCGGGCACCAGCGGGAACAAGGUGUUUUCCGUGGAGAAGUGGCAGGCUCUGUACAGCCUUCUGGAAGCCUUUGGGAACAGCCCCACCAUCAUGAACGGCAACGCCACCCGCUUCUCUCAGAUCCUCUCCCUGGACUUCGACCAAGCUGGCCAGGUGGCCUCGGCCUCCAUCCAGACGAUGCUUCUGGAGAAGCUGCGUGUGGCUCGACGCCCAGCGGGUGAGGCCACGUUCAAUGUCUUCUACUACCUGCUGGCCUGUGGGGAUGGCACCCUCAGGACAGAGCUUCACUUGAACCACUUGGCAGAGAACAGUGUGUUUGGGAUUGUGCCACUGGCCAAGCCUGAGGAGAAGCAGAAGGCGGCUCAGCAGUUCAGUAAGCUGCAGACCGCCAUGAAGGUGUUGGGCAUCUCCACAGAUGAACAGAAAGCCUGCUGGCUCAUCCUGGCUGCCAUCUACCACCUGGGGGCUGCAGGCGCUACCAAAGAGGCCCCCGAGGAGCAAGCGGAAGCUGCUGAAGCUGGGCGCAAGCAGUUUGCCCGCCACGAGUGGGCCCAGAAGGCCGCAUACCUGUUGGGCUGCAGCCUGGAGGAGCUAUCCUCAGCCAUCUUCAAGCACCAACACAAGGGCGGGACGCUGCAGCGCUCCACCUCCUUCCGCCAGGGCCCCGAGGAGAGCGGCCUGGGAGACGGCACAGGCCCCAAACUGAGUGCACUGGAGUGCUUAGAAGGCAUGGCGUCCGGCCUCUACAGUGAGCUCUUCACCCUUCUGGUCUCCCUGGUGAACAGGGCUCUCAAGUCCAGCCAGCACUCGCUCUGCUCUAUGAUGAUUGUGGACACUCCGGGCUUCCAGAACCCUGAGCAGGGUGGGUCGGCCCGCGGAGCCUCCUUUGAGGAGCUGUGCCACAAUUAUGCCCAGGACCGGCUGCAGAGACUCUUCCACCAGCGCACCUUUGUGCAGGAGUUAGAAAGAUACAAGGAGGAGAACAUUGAGCUGGCAUUUGACGACUUGGAGCCAGCCGUGGAUGAUUCUGUGGCAGCUGUGGACCAAGCCUCCCAUCAGUCCCUGGUCCGCUCGCUGGCACGCACUGACGAGGCGAGGGGCCUGCUCUGGCUAUUGGAAGAGGAGGCGCUGGCGCCCGGGGCCACCGAGGACGCCCUCCUGGAGCGCCUUUUCUCCUACUAUGGCCCCCGGGAAGGUGACAAGAAAGGCCAAAGCCCCCUCCUGCGCAGCAGCAAACCACAUCAUUUUCUCCUGGGCCACAGCCAUGGCACCAACUGGGUUGAGUACAAUGUGGCUGGCUGGCUGAGCUACACCAAACAGAACCCAGCCACCCAGAACGCCCCCCGGCUCCUGCAGGACUCCCAGAAGAAAAUCAUCAGCAGCCUGUUUCUGGGCCGGGCAGGCAGCGCCACGGUGCUGUCAGGCUCCAUCGCAGGCUUGGAGGGCGGCUCACAGCUGGCACUGCGCCGGGCCACCAGCAUGCGGAAGACCUUCACGACGGGCAUGGCGGCUGUCAAGAAGAAGUCACUGUGCAUCCAGAUUAAGCUGCAGGUGGACGCCCUCAUUGACACCGUCAAGAAAUCAAAGCUGCACUUCGUGCACUGCUUCCUGCCCGUAGCAGAGGGCUGGGCCGGGGAGCCCCGUUCCGCAUCCUCCCGCCGAGUCAGCAGCAGCAGCGAGCUGGACCUGCCCUCGGGAGACCACUGCGAGGCUGGGCUCCUGCAGCUGGACGUGCCCCUGCUGCGCGCCCAGCUCCGGGGCUCCCGCCUGCUGGACGCCAUGCGCAUGUACCGCCAAGGUUACCCUGACCACAUGGUGUUUUCCGAGUUCCGCCGCCGCUUCGACGUCCUGGCCCCACACCUGACCAAGAAACAUGGGCGCAACUACAUUGUGGUGGAUGAGAGGCGGGCGGUGGAAGAGCUGCUGGAGUCCUUGGACCUGGAGAAGAGCAGCUGUUGCCUGGGCCUGAGCCGGGUGUUCUUCCGGGCCGGCACAUUGGCUCGGCUGGAGGAGCAGCGGGAUGAGCAAACCAGCAGGAACCUAACCCUGUUCCAGGCGGCCUGCAGGGGCUACCUGGCCCGCCAGCACUUCAAGAAGAAAAAGAUCCAGGACCUGGCCAUUCGCUGUGUGCAGAAGAACAUCAAGAAGAACAAAGGGGUGAAGGACUGGGCCUGGUGGAAACUCUUUACCACCGUGCGGCCCCUCAUCGAGGUACAGCUGUCCGAGGAGCAGAUCCGGAACAAAGACGAGGAGAUCCAGCAGCUGCGGAACAAGCUUGAGAAGGUGGAGAAGGAGCGGAACGAGCUUCGGCUCAACAAUGACCGGCUGGAGACCCGGAUCUCGGAGCUGACAUCGGAGCUGACUGACGAACGUAACACGGGAGAGUCCGCCUCCCAGCUGCUGGACGCGGAGGCCGCGGAGAGGCUCCGAGCCGAGAAGGAGAUGAAGGAGCUGCAGACCCAGUACGAUGCACUGAAGAAGCAGAUGGAGGUGAUGGAGAUGGAGGUGAUGGAGGCCCGCCUCAUCCGGGCAGCUGAGAUCAACGGGGAGGUGGAUGAUGAUGACACAGGCGGCGAGUGGCGCCUGAAGUACGAGCGAGCCAUGCGCGAGGUGGACUUCACCAAGAAGCGGCUCCAGCAGGAGUUUGAGGACAAGCUGGAGGUGGAGCAGCAAAGCAAGAGGCAACUGGAGAGGCGGCUCGGCGACCUGCAGGCAGACAGUGACGAGAGCCAGCGGGCUCUGCAGCAGCUGAAGAAGAAGUGCCAACGGCUGACGGGCGAGCUGCAGGAUACCAGGCUGCACCUGGAGGGCCAGCAGGUCCGCAACCACGAGCUGGAGAAGAAGCAGAGGAGGUUCGACAGCGAGCUCUCCCAGGCACACGAGGAGGCCCAGCGGGAGAAGCUGCAGCGGGAGAAGCUGCAGCGGGAGAAGGACACGCUCCUCGCCGAGGCUUUCAGCCUCAAGCAGCAACUGGAGGAAAAAGACAUGGACAUUGCUGGAUUCACCCAGAAGGUUGUCUCCCUGGAGGCUGAGCUCCAGGACAUUUCUUCCCAAGAGUCAAAGGAUGAGGCCUCUCUGGCCAAGGUCAAGAAACAGCUCCGGGACCUGGAGGCCAAAGUCAAGGAUCAGGAAGAGGAGCUGGAUGAGCAGGCGGGGACCAUCCAGAUGCUGGAGCAGGCCAAGCUACGUCUAGAGAUGGAGAUGGAGCGGAUGAGACAGACCCAUUCCAAGGAGGUGGAAAGUCGGGAUGAAGAGGUGGAGGAGGCCCGGCAGUCAUGUCAGAAGAAGUUGAAACAAAUGGAAGUGCAGCUUGAGGAGGAGUACGAGGAUAAGCAGAAGGUGCUGCGAGAGAAGCGGGAACUGGAGAGCAAGCUCGCCACGCUGAGUGACCAGGUGAGCCAGCGGGACCUGGAGUCCGAGAAGCGGCUCCGGAAGGACCUGAAGCGCACCAAGGCCCUGCUGGCCGACGCCCAGAUCAUGCUGGACCACCUGAAGAACAACGCACCCAGCAAGAGGGAGAUCGCCCAGCUAAAGAACCAGCUGGAGGAGUCCGAGUUCACCUGUGCCGCAGCCGUGAAAGCUCGGAAGGCAAUGGAGGUGGAGAUCGAAGACCUGCACCUGCAGAUUGAUGACAUCGCCAAAGCCAAGACAGCGCUGGAGGAGCAGCUGAGCCGCCUUCAGCGUGAGAAGAACGAGAUCCAGAGCCGGCUGGAAGAGGAUCAGGAGGACAUGAACGAGCUGAUGAAGAAGCAGAAGGCGGCCGUGGCUCAGGCCUCGCGAGACUUAGCGCAGAUGAACGAUCUCCAGGCUCAGCUAGAAGAAGCCAACAAGGAGAAGCAAGAGCUGCAGGAGAAGCUCCAAGCCCUCCAGAGCCAAGUGGAGUUCCUAGAACAGUCCAUGGUGGACAAGUCCCUGGUGAGCAGGCAGGAAGCUAAGAUCCGAGAGCUGGAGACCCGCCUGGAGUUCGAAAGGACCCAAGUGAAGAGGCUGGAGAGCCUGGCCAGCCGGCUCAAGGAAAACAUGGAGAAGCUGACCGAGGAGCGAGAUCAGCGCACCGCAGCUGAGAACCGGGAGAAGGAACAGAACAAGAGACUGCAGCGGCAGCUCCGGGACACCAAGGAGGAGAUGGGCGAGCUCGCCAGGAAGGAGGCAGAGGCGAGCCGCAAGAAGCACGAACUGGAGAUGGAUCUGGAGAGCCUAGAGGCUGCUAACCAGAGCCUGCAGGCUGAUCUCAAACUGGCAUUCAAGCGCAUUGGGGACCUGCAGGCCGCCAUCGAGGACGAGAUGGAGAGCGACGAGAAUGAGGACCUCAUCACCAGUUUGCAGGACAUGGUGACAAAGUAUCAGAAAAGAAAGAAUAAACCCGAGGGGGAUUCCGAUGUGGACUCAGAGCUGGAGGACCGGGUCGACGGGGUCAAGUCAUGGUUGUCAAAAAACAAGGGGCCUUCCAAGGCAGCUUCCGAUGAUGGCAGCUUGAAGAGUUCCAGCCCUACCAGCUACUGGAAGUCCCUUGCCCCUGACCGGUCAGAUGAUGAGCACGACCCUUUGGACAGCACCUCCAGGCCGCGAUACUCCCAUAACUAUCUGAGUGACAGCGACACAGAGGCCAAACCGACAGAGACCAACGCAUAGCCCAGGGGAGUGGUCUGUACCUCUUGCACCCACCGGCCACCGCGGCCACGGCGCCUCUCCCAGGAAAUGGCGGGGCAGAGGUCUCCGCCACCUGACUGCUGAUCUGCAUGGGAAACACCCGGCCCCCUUGGGUCUGGGGGGCUUUCCAAGCUGUGGGUGUCUGACAUCUCCACGUGGAAGAGGUGGUGGGGGAGUUUCUGAAAAGAGAACUUUUUGCUCCUUCUGCCUCCAAAAUGCCACACUCUGUGGGCAGUGGCAGGUGGCUUGGCACUGCAUGGAGCCAGCAAGCUGACCUCCAUCUCAGCCUCCUGCUCAGGGACGGUGGGCAGAUUGCCUGCUGGGACACUCUAGGUUGCUGGGUCCAUGGGGAGGAGUUGGGGGGGGGCAGGAACGGCCAUUCCUCCCCACCCUGGCUUGGGGCGAGGGCUUUCUCUUCUCAGUGCCUGCUGUCUUUUUACUUUUAAUUUAAAUACCCAACCUCUCCAUCACAGCUGCAUCCCUGAGAGUGGGAGGGGGCUGUGGUGGCAGCUGGGGUUUGCGGGAAUGACUAGGGGAAUCUCAUCUCCAUCUUCACUGGAGAGCAGUCCUUUCUCUGCGCAGCUGGAGAGACCGGUGAGCGGAGCUGGGGCCAGAUUCUUCAGUCAGCCUGGGGAGGGGCUCUCAGGUGCUUCUGGGUAUGGGUCGAGCCAGCCUACGUAGGGGUGCGUAUGUAUCACCCGGCACUUUCGGCCCCCGCCCCUCUCCGUCUCAUCAGUGUGUUAAGUGCAAUGACCUACUUAAGACUAAACCCAUUCCACCUACACCAGGUCGGGGCUUACCCAAGCACUGCCUCCCUGCCGCUCUGUCCAAGUUGCCUGGACUAUAGGCCCAACUGGAGAGGGAAGGCCGCGGGUUGAGGGCUUGUGAUCAGAAAAACUGAAGAUGGGGGUUUGGGUCAGUACUGAUGCGUAUUAGACACAAGCCCUCACCCUUGUCCUGAGCCGGAGUCAUUUUUCUUCUUCCAGUUGCCCUGCCCCCACACACUUACCCUAGACAUGACAACGUGUGGCCUGACAGUCCCAGCCCCCACCCUAAAGCUCAUCCCACCAAUGCCACCAGACUUGGGGGCCUGAGGGCAGUGCCUGGUGCCGCUCCCAUCCGCUGUCCCCCCCCCCCCGCCCCCUGCAAUUGGUUGUAUUCAUUGGGCUGUGCUCUCUCUUCCCUGUUUACCUGAUGUAUGGAAAUAAAUGUCCUUUUCCUCCUGGC
This is a messenger RNA of Leptonychotes weddellii (Weddell seal), 8702 nucleotides long. The record is from RefSeq and is a predicted model, not a curated record. NCBI's taxonomy places the organism in Eukaryota, Metazoa, Chordata, Mammalia, Carnivora, Phocidae.